Messenger RNA from Lachancea nothofagi CBS 11611, 1122 nucleotides. The record is from the annotation of a GenBank genome assembly. Lineage: Eukaryota; Fungi; Ascomycota; Saccharomycetes; Saccharomycetales; Saccharomycetaceae.
AUGAGCUAUCCCGAACAAUUCCAAGGUUUUGCCACCAACGAUCCCAAGGAUUGGGCAUCGCCCAAGCUUACUUCUUAUCAGCCCAAGAAUUUCGGGGCUCGUGACGUUGAUAUCGAAGUUGAAUGCUGUGGUAUCUGCGCAUCCGAGCUAUUUGCGCUCAAGAACGGAUGGUCUCAUGAACCAAUGGCCUGUUUGAGCUCUAAAUAUGGUCCCAAGACCCAAGUGGUGGGUCACGAGGUUGUGGGUAAAAUCGUAGCGAUUGGCCCAGAAGUGACACUAUGUAAAGUUGGCGACAGGGUUGGACUUGGUGCUCAAGCUUCCUCGUGCAUGAAAUGUUCUCGUUGCACAUCCAAUAACGAACAAUAUUGCGCAAAGUCUGUAGGUACCUACUGUGACCCUUACGAGGACGGAUACGUUUCGCAAGGUGGUUACGCUUCCCACGUUCGUGCUCACGAGCAGUUUUGUUUCCCAGUUCCACCAGAAAUUCCUUCUGAAUUUGUGGCACCUUUGCAAUGCGGUGGUCUUACUGUGUUCUCUCCAAUCAAGCGCAACAUUGCCGGUAAGCAAAACCCUAGAGUGGCAGUCAUUGGUAUUGGUGGUCUAGGACACAUGGCCAUCAUGAUCUCGAAAGCCUUAGGCGCCGAGGUCUACGCCAUUUCCCGCGGGUAUUCGAAAAAGGAAGAUGCUUCAAAGAUGGGGGCUGACCAUUUCGUUGCUACGGGCGAAAAAGACUGGAACAAAGGACUCGACGAUCACUUCGACUUGAUCUUGAACUGUGCCUCUUCCACCACUUCUUUAGAUCUCAACGCGUUGCUGCCAUGCUUGAAGGUCAACUGCAACUUUGUCUCUGUGGGCUUGCCCGACAUUGGCGAAGACUUCAAUGUCAAACCCUUCAGCUUUUUCCACAACGGUUGCAACAUGGGCUCUUCCAAACUAGGUUCUAGAGAAGAAGCUAUCGAGUUGAUGCAAUUGGCUGUUGAGCACAAUUUUAGACCCUGGGUUGAAACUCUCAAAGUCUCUGAAGCGGGUGUCUCCGAGGGUCUCACUAGGCUCGACCAAGGCGAUGUCAGAUACAGAUUCACUCUUACCGGCUUCCACGAGUUUUUCGGGACCGGUAAAUAA